Messenger RNA from Nomia melanderi (Alkali bee), 3954 nucleotides. The record is from RefSeq and is a predicted model, not a curated record. NCBI's taxonomy places the organism in Eukaryota, Metazoa, Arthropoda, Insecta, Hymenoptera, Halictidae.
GAUAUGUACCAGUUUGGCUGCUAUCGCAAUAAUAGUUUCUGACAUUCAUGAAAAUUACCCAGUAUAUAUAGAUAGUCAGGCGCGAAUACUGGUUGGUAAAGUUUGUUGACGAGACGACGCCUUCCAAAUUCCGUUUGAAUUUGAAUUGAAUGCAUCAGGUAUAAUGAAAUGGUUCCCACUAGAAGAACUAGAAGUAGGUCAAGGCGGUCUUCUAUACUUAAGCCUCCGAAACCACGACAACCACUACAGAACUUAAAUUUCAAUAGUUCGUCUAAUGAGAGUAGUCCAGCAACUACAAUAAAACUUAAAAGACGUGUCAGCUUUGCAGAGAAAAAACAUGUGAAAGAAUUCUGUAAUUCCUUGGAACAAGGGACUGUAUGGGACAGUACGUACGAAGAACAUGAUUUAAGUAAUAUUAAAGUAACAUUCUCUUCUGACAAAGAACCAUGUAAUGUUGAAAGUGUGCAUAAAGAAAUAGAAGAGGCAGACAUUAUUAACGAUUUUGUGAAUACUCAUUCUGAAAUUGUUGAUAAUUACAUAGUCAAGGAAAGUAGUGCAUGCUUAGCACCCAAUGAAGUAAUACAAAAAGAUCUAACUGUAGCAGAUUAUGAAGCACCUUAUGAAAGCUUAGUAGAAUGUACAGAACUUGCAUGUAUUCCAUCAACUAAGAAAGAACUAUUACCAAACGCAUCUUCUAUUAUAUUUCAUGAUGAAGUGGAAGAAGCAAAUGACUCUGUACUUUUAACUGAUGUACCAUUGAAUAGUGAACGUUGUAUGUCUAAGAGCUUCACUGUGUACGAGGAUCCAAAUGUAAAUGUAUUUAAAAAGGUUGUAAGUUGUCAAGAAUCAGAUGCAAAUAAUCUUAAUUGUGUUAAAAUGAAUACUACUUCUAUUUUAAAUACACAUAUGGAGUUUACAGAAAUGAUUAGUAAUAAAAUUUAUUCUAAUAUAAAUUGUAUUGAAAGAGAUAAAAUAGAAAUGUCACUUCAGAAUACUUCGCUAGAAUUAACUCAGGUAGUUCCAACUUCAAUUCGGUAUUUAGAGUCUGUUAAACCUUCUCAGCAAGAUAUUGUAAAUCUCAACCUUAACACAACUCAAAAAUAUAAUGAUAUUUCAAUGGAAAUGACUACAGUAGUACCAACUAGACCAUACAAUUUGCAAGAAGACUAUUAUGGAAUUGAUAAAGGAAUUGAUGUUUCUCGGGAAGUAUCAAUGGAAAUGACAGAAGCUAUAGAAAUGAACACUCACACAGGUCUUAUGCAACAAGAUAAAGUAGAUGACACAUUAUCAUUGAUAAAAACAAUUCCACAAACUAAAGAUGAUAUUACACGCAUGGAUGAAAACAGUAUGGAAAUGACUAAAGCAGUUAAUACCUAUUCUGUAAUGGGAAAUAAUUUAGAAAAUUCGAAGUGUAUAAAUCCUUAUAAGAAAUUACUAAAUUUUGAUAAAACUGUACUGCAUAAUGAUCAAGAAAUGGAAUUUACUACAGCCAUAUCAACAGUAAUUAAAAUGCAUUCAGCUAACUUGAAUUUAGAAUCAGACAGAACUAGGAUAUUUCACAAUAAUUCAAUGACAAUUACAGCUACUAUAUCAUCUGCAAAUAAGAUGGAUACUUGUAAAGAAGAAGCAACAAUUACUGAACCAUCCAUUAUGGAACUGACUGAAGCUGUACUACCAUUACAAAGAAUACUUCAAAAAGAAAAUUCUACUGUGGCUACUUCAGUAAUCAAACAAACAAUAUCACCUAAACAUGUUGAAAAUAGGUCUUUUUCUACAAAUUCUUUGAAUCAAACUAGUGUACCUGAUAAUGUCUUAAGAGAUAUAACUGCUUUAGUAGUUCCUCCUUCCUUAAACUCAAGUGAAUCUCCAGAUAAAAUGGAUUGUACAAUAAAUAAUUCGGAGGAAGACAACCACAAUGAAAAACUUACCAAGAAAACUCAGGAUGUAGUAAAUAUUACUUCAGCUUUAAAUGAAAAUAAUGCAGAAGCAGCUUGUGCUAUGUUGCUGUGCAGUGAAUCUCCAGAUAAAAUGCUCUAUACACUAAAUAAUUCGGAGGAAGACAGCCUUAAUAAAAAACUUACCAAGAAAACUCAGGAUGUAGUAAAUAUUACUACUAAUGCAGCCUUGCAUGUUGAACAAGAUACUUAUGCUUCAGCUUUAAAUGAAAAUAAUGCAGAAGCAGCUUGUGCUAUGUUUAACUCAGUAUCAAAUAAGUCUUUGCACACUGUAACAUCACAUGCAAACGAAAAUGAAUGCUUGCAGCACAAUGACUUAAAAGAUAUUGUAUCACAUCCUAGAAGAACAUACAUCAUAAAACCAUUAAGUAGUGAUAAUUCUUUUAUAAACAGUCUUAAAGAAUGUAGUAAAAAUCCAGCAACCAAUAAUGAUACAGAAGCGAAAGAUAAUUGCUCUGACCAAUUUUUAUUAGAAAAUAGAGGUUCAUUCUUCAAUCAAUCUUUAGAGGAAUUGGAGUCGAUUAAACCACCAUCAUUUAUUUGUUUAGAUGAUUUGUCAGAUGAAGGUGUAUCUGCAAAUACUAAUUACAAUCAGGAAAUUAAUGCAGACAAAGAAGACUGUUCACUUUUAAAAAGUGUUGAGACAUCUAGAGUAACUGAUUGUGAAGAAACUCCAAAAUUUAGUCAAGAAGUAGUAUUAGAAGAAGGCAUAGAUGAGUCUAGAAAAUGCUUCAAUGAAUCUCCACCUUUAGAUGAUCAAUCAAUCAAUUCAAAAUCCGAAUUAAAUAAUCAAACACGGACUUGUAAAGUUGAACAAUUGCAAUUAUCAGUGGUAGAUGAUAUUAAUAUGGAAAUUCAAGAUUUAAAUAGUUCUUCGUCAACAAUAGGUGAUAACGAAAGAAAUUCUGUGUAUAAUAUUGUGAGUGUUCCUCGAUAUAUGAAUAUACAGAGUAAUUCUAAUAGAGAGAAUCAAUCCAUGGAACCCGUCCCUUUGAAUAGAAGUGAUACCUGUGAAGAAAUUCUUGAAGUUCAUUCUCAAAAUGAUCAUCUAUCUGAUAAUAAAAUAAAAGUGCCUAAUGAUGAAAAUGUAUUAAAUUCAAUGAAAGAAGUAGUAAAGGAAAGUUCAGAAAUACAGCUUUCUCUUGUAGAGAAGGAUAUUACAAUUGAAUUAGAUCCGUUUUCUUCAUUGAUAAAAGAAUUGCGGGUUUGUGCUCAAAGUGAUGAAAUUAUUUGGGAAGUAUACCAUGAAAAUAUUGAGAGGAAAAUGUUCGUAAUAGGAUUUAUAUCUUCCUCACUAUUGGCAAUAAUAUUUUUAAGCGAUGAUUGCGAUGUCAAGGAUAGUCAAUUUAUUAAAGAUAUUAAGAUAAUUUCUCGCCUUGCAGAUGAUGCGGAUGAUUUAAUAAGUAUGGUUCAUAGAAUAAUUUUAGAAAAGUUAGAUGUUAACAAAGUAAUGAGUCUUUAUAACACUUCUGAAACCAUCCUAUCGAUGCUGGAUUAUAUUUCAAAAGAAGUUAAGCUAGCCAUGGACUUCAUGUUCGAGUUGAAACGUUUAGAAGAUUUAAGUUUGAUGGAAAUCACUCGGGAUAGAAUAUCUUUUGAUUCCUAUACCAAAAGGAUGGACAUUAUAUUGAGAAUAACAAUGAUUAUCAAACCAUUUGAAAAGAUUGAACCUCAAGACAUUUUCAUACAUUGUUUAUUAGGCUCUGUGAGAGAGGAAGAAAUCAAGAAAUUAAUAAUAAACAUAAAGAGGGAUCAUAAGUUUCUAAGGAGGUACAUGAGUGAUGUAAGAGAUUAUGUAUACUUGAUGGAAGAAUCUGCAAGCAAUUAGAGAAAGUAUUCUGGUACCUAGUUAGCAAGUAACAUAAAGACCAAUUGAAAGAAUUAAGAACAAAAGCCAAAAGUAUGAAUAUCUGUUGAGUUUGUAGGACUCCAUGGUAAAUUUGGACAUGUUCAUUUGUUUUUGUUGCAAUGAAGAUCGUGGAGGGAACAUGUUGCAGCG